AUGGCUCCACCCGCCGCCACCCCAACUUCCCUCCGCCCGGUCCCGCCCCCACACCUCGCGCCCCGGGCCUCCUCAUCGAGGAGCCAGGGAAUCUCGACGGCCCCGGAGCCCAGCGCAGCGCGCGAGUCCGCUUACCGAGUUCUCCAGAGUCACCACGCACGCUUCGUCGCCGCCAAACUCUCCCACCACCAGCCCGGCCCCGCCCCUUCCCCGCGGCCGGAACCGGAAGCGCCCGGCUAG
Rangifer tarandus platyrhynchus (Svalbard reindeer) is the source of this 240-nucleotide messenger RNA. The record is from the annotation of a GenBank genome assembly. Lineage: Eukaryota; Metazoa; Chordata; Mammalia; Artiodactyla; Cervidae.